CCAGCGGGUGAUCCAACGGUGGAUUCGAGCUAAGGAAUGAAUGCGAAUCCUUCUGUCGCGCGAAAGAUACAGCCCCGUCCGCGUCUCGUCUCAACUUCUUCUCGCUUCUCCAGAACGGAACCUCCACCCCUUCUCUCCCGCCGGCGUAGAUGCAAGAAAGCCCAAGCGAGGCAAAGGAUCACCAUUCUAACCCUACUCAUAUCCCCAGAUAUAGACACCAGCCUCGAAUGAAAUCCAAAUCCGAACCCCUCCUUUCCAAAUCCAUGCAUCCAUCACUCCCUGCCGCGAGACUCCUUAAAGGCCGUCGCCCCCCUUCCCUACCUUUCGCCAUCACCCUCCCUCCUUUAUUUGUCGAAAGCAGCAGCAGAAGAGGCCCACGCCCCCGGUCACCCGCCCCCACGGAUUCGCGCGCCCAAACAAGAGGUCGAGCAUCACGAGGAGGAGCGUCUUCGUCGCCCUAACGGGGAGAGGAGCGAAGGGCGUGGCUUCGCGGUCUGCGAGGGAGGGUGGCUGGUGGUGGAUGAGGUCCGGAUCCGGGCGCGGGCCGCUCGCCUCCGGGGAGGGCUCGCUGGGCGUGAGAAAGUGGGCGGCUGAUGGUCCGGACCGAGGAAGCGGCGGUGAGGGCAAGGCGACCCAAGGCUACGUGAUAGGUCCCGUUUAUCAGUACUAGAAUGGUGGAGGAGAGGUGGGGAUUAACGGGGGUUAUAGGUAGGAAGAGCAGCAAGGUUCGCCUAGAUUGCUGACGCUGCCCACCGUUCUCACAAUUGGUCGGGUUGCUUCCGUUCCUCUUCUCGUAAGCAGUACGUCUACUCUCUCUCUCUCUCUCUCUUCUUUCGUUUAAUCUCUCUACAUCUAUUCACGUUUUUUUUCGAUGUUUGGUCGUAUGGUUGUUGUUCACAACAAAAGAUUGGACCUUGAUGUGCAUUGUUUUUCAUGUCUUAUUGGUCCGGAUUCACAAAAAAAGAUGGGAUUUUGACGUGUCAUGAUGUCUUUUUUUUUUCUCUUGCAGAAUUCAUUGCAUUUAACUUAAGCUGGCUGGCAAUGCUUGGUUUCUGAUUUUCUUAUAGGGGUCUUGGUUUAGGCUAUGAUUCAUGUUUCUCUCCCCCGGUAUUCUUUUUUUCAUUCUGCAAACUCUGAACAUUAAAACAAGGAGGCAAUACUAAUUUAUUUAUUUGUAAACUUAAUACGUGAUUCAGAUAUGCUUUCUUUCAUAAAAAGGUAGGAUUUUUCUUAACGUAAGACUAAUAUAUUAGAAAUCGCCUCCUUCAAGCAUGGUUGUUGGCUUUGGAAUUUUAAAAAGAAGUUUCUAAUGAUCAUUGAUCCUUUCUUUAGGGGAGAGGGGAAAGAUGGGUUUUCAUUGCAAUUGGUCAUUGCACACCAGAGUGAAAAAGAGAUCUAGUCCUGGGAUUUGAAGAUAUUAUCUUAGCUAGAAUUUAGGCACAACCAUUUUAUUUCACAAGUUUCUGCAUCUCAACCUCUGUUUAGAUAAUGUAACCAAUACAAUACAGCCAUCCAUACUAUUAGCUUAGCUAGAAUUUAGGCACAACCAUUUUAUUUCACAAGUUUCUCCAUCUCAACCUCUGUGUAGAUAAUGUAACCAACACAAUACAACCAUUCAUAGUAAUGCUUGCGACAAGGGUUCAUAUGAAGCAUGAGAUUAGAAAUUUUGGCUUGGAUGAGAAAGGAAAAAAAUUGGCUUAUGGGAGCUUAUGUUUGCAUCUUUAAAUAAGAAGAGAAUCAAGAGAUAUAUAACUAGGAUCCUCGAUCUGCAAAUGCUGAAAAUCAAGACUGAAAUCUGGUCUCAAAGCUGACUCUGACUAUAGUUGAGUUUGAAUCCUCCAAUCCUUAUCACCAUGUAGUUUUUUUUCCCAUCCUUGUCCAGUUUGGAUGGUUGCACAGUUCCAUGGCAUUUAAAGUCUGCACAUGUAAAAUCUGGUUGAAACUUUGACAUGUGAUCCUCAAAGGUCAGGCUUAUUGGUUGUAGUCCAUUUAUGGAGGGGUGAAAUGGAACCUGACAUGUUGAUUCUAGGAGUAUACUUUAUUGGUCAUGGACCAGGUAUACAUUCCAGAAUGUGUAGUUCUGUUUUUAUAAGUAUCUGUUGUAUGUAUGCAUGUACCCUUCUUUCUACUGCUAUGAUGCCUGGGAGAUUUUCUUUCCAGUGUAUGCAGGUAUUGCAUUUGAAGAGAUUAAUGUCUUCGUUUUCUCUCACUAGCCUUCUACAUGAAUGGUUGGUGGGCAACAACUGCUACAACAAGCAUAUUUAUUGCUGCAGCUGUCACAGACUGGCUAGAUGGUUAUAUUGCUCGAAAGAUUUGUUUCCUGUAUCACUUGAAGGAUCCCACGUAUAGGUUGUUAGCCCAGUUUAUCUGCUUUAUGCUUUGGCUUCCAUAACAAUUUUCUGUUCAUCUGAUGUGGUUAGGAACGACUUUUGGUGCAUUUUUGGAUCACGUAGCUGAUAAGGUUUUACCUUUUCUUCUGUGCCUUCUUUUGCUUCUACUAUCAUAAUUGAAUCUUUGUGGUUUGCAUUUUACAGGUCAAUUAGGCAGAUGAUAUUAUAUUUCUUUUUUUUUUAUUUUAUUUUUUCAGUGACAGUUUAGGAUUCCUCUUUUUUUUGCUCGUUGAGUGCAGCUUAUAGUUGCUUCUACACUAGUAUUAUACUAUUAUUAUGUACCAGACCUUUGAAAGUUGCUGCAUUUCGAGUCGUACCUUGGCUUCUCAUGGUACCUUCAAUUGCCAUUAUUUGUAGAGAGAUAAAAAUGUCCACUGUUAGAGAGUGGGCUGCAUCUCAGAAUAGUAGAGUUCUCAAGGCUGUAGCAGUAAACAAUCGCGGGAAAUGGAAAACAACAACACAAAUGACUGCACUCACCAUCCUCCUUGCCACCAGAGACUCCAGUCUGACAGGGCUGGGUGUUCUAGUUGCUUCUGGUGUAGUUUUGCUUUACGUAUCUGCUGGGCUUGCCAUAUGGUCAUUUGCUGUCUACAUGAGGAAGAUAUGGAGAGUUUUGCUUGAGUAGUUAUGCAAUACUUCAAGAUGGGUACAAGCCUUAAAUGCUGCGAGACUACAUUCACAAACAUUAAGGAUAUCCUUGUGGCAUCAACUUAUUGGCCAGGGCCCCCCUAAUUUGGCAGCUUUCUCCAGGCCAAAUGGGGACCUUUUCUUAUUGAUCCAAGCAAGGUAAUUGGUUGGUGGACAUGAUACGAUCUUUCUACAAUCAGGAGCAGCUCAAUAUAUUUGGGGGCCUAAGGCCGUUUUAUCUUUGAGGCCUUCUCUGCAGUGGACCGGCCUAAGGCGAACUCACAUGGAGGCCUUUUUUCUUUCCGUUUUGUCCCUGCGGUGGGUCUUCUUUGGGCCGAGGCCUUAGGCGACCGCCUCAGCCACCUAAAGAUUGGACCGGCCUUGUGACUACAAUGAAGAGGCUGGAACUGAAAUGCAUCAUUCAUUAUAUACCGCAUGUCGUUGGUUUCAUUAGCAAUUUUCUCAUCAGAAUCAGGGGAUACUUUACCUCUUGCCACAAGGACAGCUGUUUUGUCAAAUUUCACUGGACAAAAACAUUGCUGGGUUAUGUGAUACAAUAGAUAGCAACAUUUUGUGGUUGCGUUGGAAAACAAAAGAUUUUGAUCAUGGGAUGUUUCUUACAUGAAUCAAACAGGUCCUGAGCAGGCGCCGAUGCAGCAUUUUUCUACCA
Messenger RNA from Phoenix dactylifera (date palm), 3687 nucleotides. The record is from RefSeq and is a predicted model, not a curated record. NCBI's taxonomy places the organism in Eukaryota, Viridiplantae, Streptophyta, Magnoliopsida, Arecales, Arecaceae.